This is a messenger RNA of Panicum hallii, 2100 nucleotides long. Its product is annotated as protein O-linked-mannose beta-1,4-N-acetylglucosaminyltransferase 2-like. Gene Ontology annotation, molecular function: glycosyltransferase activity. The record is from RefSeq and is a predicted model, not a curated record. NCBI's taxonomy places the organism in Eukaryota, Viridiplantae, Streptophyta, Magnoliopsida, Poales, Poaceae. The transcript is spliced from 5 exons. The coding region runs from base 316 to 1869 and encodes 517 amino acids.
CUUCUCAUGGAGCAUUGGCUGGUCUUGGGGAACAAUCGUAGAAGAAAGGGGCAAGAGGGAAGGGGGGAAAAGAAGACCACCAGAUGUGCCUGGUCCCCUGGUUGCCUCCGCCCCUGCUUUACUGUAGCAGCCGAUCUGGAGCGCUGGUUUCCGUUCGGACGGCUGCGGGAGGGCCUUAACGCAAUUUAAAGCAGAGGAUCUCGUUCCCACAGCCAGCUCCUGUAUGUUGCAUCUCGAAGUAAAAUCAGAAACAGAACAGAGCUCGAGAAGUUGACUAGCAUAGCGAGGAGGCCAGGAAGGAAAAAUACUGGCGGCAUGGGGUUGCCCAAGGCCGCCAAGAGCAUGGUGAAGCAGCGCAUCUGCCGUCGCCGGUUCGGCGCGCUGCUCGCUACCGCCCUCGUCGCGGCCGUCCUCGCUGUCGUCGUCUUCUCCAACCUGUUCGCGCACGAUCCAAACGCCUCCUCGCAGUUCAAGACCCUCCGGCCUGUGCGCGAUGCGUCGGAACCUACAGACACCGGAGGAUCUCCCAACAAGGAGGACCUUGCAACAUCGAUAUCUGAUCAAGAACUCGAUGCUGGAAUUUCUGAGCCCAAUCAAGCUUUCCAGGAAACCACGCCUGCAGUUAGCGAAGGAGGGACAUCAACGUCGGUGCCGGACCAAGGAGGGAAAAGCACAGGAGGAUCUGGUUUAGUUCAGUACACAAAAUGCACACCUGGAACUGGAACAACCAUCUGUGACCUCUCCAACCAGCGCUACGACAUCUGUGAGCUUUGUGGUGAUGCUCGCACCAUCGGCCACUCCUCCACUGUAACGUAUGUGCCACAGUCCCUCACUUCCAAUGGUAAAGAGUGGAGCAUUCCUGCACAGUCCCGGAAAAGCCUUCCAUGGAUCAAGAAGGUGACUGUCAAGUCCCUAAAUGCUUCUCAACAGGAGCCAAGUUGCACAUCCAGGCAUGCCAUACCGGCCAUUGUCUUUGCAUUAGGUGGGUUUACAGGGAACAUUUGGCAUGACGUCAGUGAUGUUCUUCUCCCUCUGUUUCUUACUGCCCACCAGUUUGACCAAGAUGUCCAAUUACUUAUCACCAACAAUCAGCCCUGGUUCAUCAAGAAGUACUCAGCAAUCUUUCAUCGCAUCACAAAGCACAAAAUUAUUGAUUUUGAUACAGACAACCAGGUCAGGUGCUAUCCACAUGUCAUUGUUGGACUCAGGAGCCACCGGGACUUUGGUAUUGAUCCGAACGCUUCGCCACAUAACUACACAAUGAUGGAUUUUCGUUUGUUUGUCCGUGAAUCCUAUGGAUUGCCUGCACCCGAAGUGGAUAUACCAUACAGGGCUGACAAAGAUGACCCUGAGAGGAAGCCUCGGAUAAUGCUCAUCGACCGGGGGAAGACUCGAAGGUUCAUGAAUGCUCCCGAUGUUUUGCAAGGGCUUGAUUGGUUUGGUUUUGAGGUGGUUCAGGCAGACCCGAGGGUUGACUCCAAUAAUCUUGAUGAAUUUGUGCGCUUGGUCGACUCAUGUGAUGCAAUCAUGGGUGUUCACGGUGCAGGCUUGACUAACAUGGUGUUCCUGCGGUCCGGUGCAGUGUUGGUGCACAUUGUACCAUAUGGAAUUGAGUUCAUGGCUGAUGGGUUCUACGGUGCACCUGCAAGGAACAUGGGCCUCAGACACGUGCAGUACAGCAUCAGCCCGGACGAGAGCACGCUACUGGAGAAGUAUGGUUGGAACCAUACGGUAAUCAAGGAUCCAGAAGCCAUCAGGAACAGUGGAUGGGAGAAGGUUGGGGAGUUCUAUAUGUCCGCGCAGGACAUUGUGCUCAACAUGACAAGGUUUGGGCCUAGCUUGUUGAAGGCGAUAGAGUUCAUUAUGUAGGUGGAUGAGACGAGGUUUCUGUUAGCUACGGAAAUCCAUCAGUUUUCACUGAAGAAAGAAGCAACUUCACACUUUGUUUUUAUAGGGCUUAUUGUUUUGUUUUUAUAGGGUUUAUUGUCCUCGUGAUGCUAAUGUAUAGAAUUGAAAAUGUAUGAUUGGAUUGAUAGUGCUGUGGAUGUUAAAGAAAAGAUGAUAAUAAGUCCAUUACGAUUUUCUGAUGUUCAGUUUUAA